GUUUCAUUACUCAAGUUUUUUUUUUUUUUUUUUUUUGCUAAAUUGUAAAUAUCAUUCAUGAAUGAAAGUUUGGUUACAACAAAGUUGAACUAGAUUCUGCUCGAAAGCUGGUUUGUUCUUAGAAGCCGCAAAAAAUUAAAAAACUCCUAAGAAACAUGAAGAAUUAAACCAAUAUAGACGUCAUACGCCAAUCCUAGUGUUAAUUAAAUUCAGAACAAAAGACAACACAACACCCUAAUUUCUUGUUUCAUUACUCAAGUUUUAUUUGGUUUUUAAGUUUUUAUUGGUAAGACUAACAUGCAACAGAAACAUAAAAAUGGAAAGAACAGAAUCUAUAACCCCUGUAACCUGAAACAACAGCUUAACAGAACAAGACACGAAUAAGAAAGAAGGCGAAACCCAUAAAACCUUGUCCAGCUCUUCAAAAUAAUCAUCGAAUAAAGAGACAUAUCUAAUCAUUCGAGUUUUUCAAGAGUGAUUAAUCAAAACUAAAAGAAACUUAUGGAGGAAACGCAGCCGUUACUGAUAGCGUCAUUGCCUGAGGCACCAAGAAAGCCGAAGUCAAAAGUACAGAAAAUGGCGAGGAAAGCAUUCAAAGGAACAGCCCAUCUCUCCAAUCUCCUCCCGACCGGUUCGGUAAUGGGUUUUCAAAUAAUGUGUCCAGUCCUAUCUCAUCAGGGUCAGUGUCCGACCAUCGCCAGUCGCUGGCUCACCUGCUUCCUCGUCUUCGUCUGCGCCGUCUCCUGCUUCCUCCUUUCCUUCACCGACUCCUUCAGAGACCCACGCGGCAAGGUCAGGUACGGCUUGGCGACGCGGAGUGGUUUAUCUGUGAUGGAAGGAUCGAUUACUCUAACGGAUGAGGAGAAAGAAAAAUAUAAGCUCAGGUUUCUUGAUUUCGUGCAUGCAUUCAUGUCGAUGCUGGUCUUCUUCGCAAUCUCCAUGAUUGAUCAGAACGUGAUCCGUUGUUUAUUCCCUGUUCCUUCUGAAGACAUCAAGGAGCUUCUCACCAGUUUGCCUAUCAUCAUCGGCGUUAUUUGCGGCGGCUUCUUCCUCGUGUUCCCCACUCGCCGUCACGGCAUUGGAUCUCCACUCACCAAAGAAUAAGUCCAUUAAAAAAGGACAAACUAUUGUAAACACAACUUCAGUUUUUGUACCAAAAUCUUUAAAGAAUUGCAUGAAAUUUUUCUGUAAAACGUAUAUUACCAACACAAACAUAACAAGACAAAAGCAAAAGCUGUAAUGAUGAUUCAUUCAACCAAGAAGCUUCUUGAAACCA
Brassica napus (rape) is the source of this 1276-nucleotide messenger RNA. RefSeq names its product protein DMP7. Gene Ontology annotation, biological process: endomembrane system organization. The transcript is spliced from 2 exons. The record is from RefSeq and is a predicted model, not a curated record. The coding region runs from base 502 to 1104 and encodes 200 amino acids. Lineage: Eukaryota; Viridiplantae; Streptophyta; Magnoliopsida; Brassicales; Brassicaceae.